CAUUACUGGUAAGGAGGAUUCAAACUUCCGCCAGUGUCAUGGCGGCGUGGUGGUGUUUCGGAUGAAAAAAAGAGCAAAUAACAACCCGCCCCCCUCCUCACGGCCCUGGAGACGGACUUCGAGCGUUAACGGGUGUCCAAAGGCAGAAAAAAGGGGGGCAUUAGCAGAAAGAAGAGUGAAACUCGGCGGCUAUGGCGGCGCACAAACCCGCCGAGUGGGUUCAGGCCGUUAUUAACAGAUUCGACGAGCAGCUUCCGGUCAAAGUUGGACAACAGAACACCCACACCAAAGUCAGCACGGAGCACAACAGGGAAUGUCUAAUAAACAUCUCUAAGUACAAGUUCUCUCUGGUCAUCAGCGGCCUCACAAACAUACUGAAGAAUGUGAACAAUAUGAGAAUAUUUGGGGAGGCCGCAGAGAAGAACCUCUAUCUCUCCCAGCUCAUCAUCUUGGACACACUGGAGAAGUGCCUUGCGGGGCAACCGAAAGAUUGCAUGCGUUUGGAUGAAACCAUGCUUGUUAAACAGCUGCUGCCAGAGAUCUGCCACUUCAUCCACACAUACAGGGAAGGGAACCAAUAUGCAGCCGAACUGCGCAAUUCUGCCUCCGGGGUGCUAUUCUCACUCAGCUGCAACAACUUCAACGCUGUCUUCAGCCGCAUCUCCACCAGAUUACAGGAGUUGACGGUGUGCUCAGAGGACGCUGUUGAUGUUCACGAUAUUGAGCUCAUCCGGUACAUUAACGUGGACUGUUCCAAACUCAAACGGCUCCUGCAAGAGACGGUGUUCAAAUUUAAAGCCUUGAAAAAGCCCGCUCAGCUCAGUGUCAUCUACAGCCUGGAAAAGGCGUUCUGGAACUGGGUGGAGAACUAUCCAGAUGAGUUCACUAUGCUGUACCAGCGACCCCAGACAGAUAUGGCUGACUGUGCGGAGAAGCUGUUUGACCUGGUGGACAGUUUUGCUGAGAGCGCGAAGAGGAAAGCAGCCGUCUGGCCACUGCAGAUCAUCCUCCUCAUCCUCUGUCCCAACAUCACACAGGACCUGUCACGAGAGCCAGUGGAGGAGACCAAGGUUAACAAGAAACUGUUUCUGGAGAACCUGAGGAAAGCUCUGGCAGGCCAUGGGGGCAGCAAGCAGCUGACCGAGAGCGCAGCCAUCGCCUGCGUCAAACUGUGCAAAGCCUCCACCUACAUCAACUGGGAGGACCACUCCGUCAUCUUCCUCCUGGUGCAGUCCAUUGUUGUGGACCUUAAGGCUCUCUUAUUUAACCCAGCUAAGCCGUUCUCCCGUGGUGCAGGCAGCCAGAGCGCGGACGUAGAUCUGAUGAUCGACUGCUUCGUCUCCUGCUUCCGAAUCAACCCGCACAACAACCAGCACUUUAAGGUCUGCCUGGCAUCAUCUUCACCUCCCACCUUCCACUUUGUCUUGGUGAACUCCCUGCACAGAAUCAUCACUAAUUCUCCGCUGGACUGGUGGCCUAAGAUCGAUGCUGUGUACUGUUAUUCUGGCGAGCUGCGCGCUAUGUUCGCCGAAACGCUUGGCCGAAUCAUACAAGGCUGCGGCACCCACACUCCGCUGCGCAUGACUCCGAGUCUGACGUUUAAGGAGAAGAUGACCAGCCUGAAGUUCAAAGAGAAAACAACGGACCUGGACACAAGGGGUCAUAAGUAUUUGCUGCUGGCCUUGGUCAAGCUCAUCCAUGCUGAUCCCAAACUAAUGCUACAUAAUCCAGGGAAACAGGGCCAAGAGAUCCAGAGCAGCACAGCAGAACUCAUCACAGGCCUGGUGCAGCUGGUUCCUCUCGCCAACAUGGGGGACAUUUCCCAAGAGGCCAUGGAGGCUUUACUAGUUCUGCAUCAGCCAGAGACCACUGAGCUGUGGAAUCCAGACACUCCUAUGGAGACCUUCUGGGACAUCAGCUCGCAGGUCCUUUUCUUCAUCUGCAAGAAGCUCAUCGGCCAUCAGCUGAUCAACAGCACAGAGAUCCUGAAGUGGCUGAGGGAGAUCCUCAUCUGCAGGAACAAGUUUCUCCUCCGGAACAAAGAGCGAGCCACGACAGGCAGCGCGAUCCCCAUCUGCAGACAGGCCCAGACCAAGCUGGAGGUUUGCCUCUACAUGUUCCUGUGGAGCCCGGACAUGGAGGCUGUGCUGGUGGCCAUGUCCUGCUUCCGUCAUCUGUGCGAGGAGGCGGAUAUCCGCUGCGGUGUAGACGAAGUACCCGUGCAGACCAUCCUUCCCAACUACAAUACCUUCAUGGAGUUUGCCUCUGUCAGCAACAUGAUGGCAACAGGUCGCUCAGCCUUACAGAAGAGGGUAAUGGCUUUGCUGAGGAGGAUAGAGCAACCCACACCUGGUAACACAGAGGCCUGGGAAGACACGUAUGCGAAAUGGGAGCAUGCCACCAAAUUAAUUCUUAACCAUCCAAAAACAAAGCUGGAAGAUUGUCAGGAAUGGAUCAACAUGACUGGUUUCCUAUGUGCCCUGGGUGGGGUCUGUUUGCAGCAGAGGAACACACCUGGCCCAGCCACCUACAGCCCCCCAAUGGGACCAUUAAGUGAGCGCAAGGGUUCCAUGAUCUCAAUGGGCUCGUGCGAAGGUAAUGCCGAGACGCCUCUUAGCAAGUUUCUGGACCGGCUGCUCUCGCUCAUGGUGUGCAGCCACGAGAAGGGCGUGCAGAUCCGCAACAACGUCAAGGACCUUGUGGGCUUGGAGCUGAGCCCGGCCCUCUACCCCAUGCUCUUCAACAAGCUGAAGAACAGCAUCAGCCGCUUCUUCGACGCCCAGGGCCCGGUACCCAUCAAUGAGACCAACACACAGUUUGUGGAGCAGACUAUUGCUAUAAUGAAGAACCUGUUAGAUAACCACACAGAAGGCAGCUCUGAACAUCUUGGCCAGGCCAGCAUCGAGACCAUGAUGCUCAACCUGGUCAGGUAUGUGCGUAUUUUGGGGAACAUGGUUCACGCCAUCCAGAUCAAAACCAAGCUGUGCCAGCUGGUCGAGGUGAUGAUGGAGCGCCGAGAUGAUCUGUCCUUCUGCCAGGAGAUGAAGUUCAGGAAUAAAAUGGUGGAGUAUCUAACAGAUUGGGUGAUGGGAACCUCCAACCAGGCAGCUGACGAUGAUGUGAAGUGUCUGACCAGGGAUCUGGACCAGGCUAGUAUGGAAGCAGUAGUGUCCUUGCUAGCUGGGUUGCCACUUCAGCCAGAGGAAGGAGAUGGUGUGGAACUUAUGGAGGCCAAGUCCCAACUCUUCCUUAAGUACUUCACAUUGUUCAUGAACCUGCUGAACGACUGCAGUGAGGUGGAGGACGACGGGCAGCAGGUGGCUGGCCGGAAGCGGGGGAUGUCCAGACGCCUGGCCUCCCUCCGCCACUGCACUGUGUUGGCCAUGUCCAACCUGCUCAAUGCCAACGUGGACAGUGGCCUUAUGCACUCCAUUGGGCUUGGUUACCAUAAAGACCUGCAGACACGAGCCACCUUCAUGGAGGUGCUGACCAAGAUCCUUCAGCAGGGCACGGAGUUCGACACACUCGCUGAGACAGUACUGGCUGAUCGAUUUGAGAGGCUGGUUGAGCUCGUCACCAUGAUGGGGGACCAGGGCGAGCUGCCCAUUGCUAUGGCUUUGGCCAACGUAGUGCCUUGUUCUCAGUGGGACGAGCUGGCGCGGGUUCUGGUCACUCUCUUUGACUCGCGGCACCUCCUGUACCAGCUGCUGUGGAACAUGUUCUCUAAGGAGGUAGAACUGGCCGAUUCCAUGCAAACUCUCUUCCGAGGAAACAGCCUGGCCAGUAAAAUCAUGACCUUUUGCUUUAAGGUGUAUGGUGCUACCUAUCUGCAGAAGCUGCUGGAGCCCCUCCUCCGAGGUGUCAUCACGGCUCCUGAGUGGCAGAUGCUUAGUUUUGAGGUUGAUCCCACCAGACUGGAGCCCAAUGAAGUCUUGGAGGAAAACCAGCGCAACCUGCUCCAGAUGACCAACCGUUUCUUCCUGGCCAUUAUCAGCUCCUCAAGUGAAUUCCCCCCACAGCUGAGGAGUGUCUGUCACUGCCUGUUCCAGGCUACUUGCCACUCUCUACUGAAUAAAGCCACAGUUAAAGAGAAAAAGGAAAGCAAAAAAUCCGUGGUAAGUCAGCGUUUUCCUCAGAACAGUAUAGGAGCUGUGGGCAGUGCCAUGUUCCUGCGCUUCAUCAAUCCAGCCAUCGUCUCCCCUUAUGAGGCCGGGAUCCUCGACAAGAAGCCCCCUCCUCGGAUAGAGCGAGGGCUCAAACUCAUGUCCAAGAUUCUACAAAGUAUUGCCAACCAUGUGUUGUUUACAAAGGAGGAGCACAUGAGACCUUUCAACGACUUUGUGAAGAGUAAUUUUGAUGCAGCCAGAAGAUUUUUUCUGGACAUUGCUUCAGACUGCCCGGCCAGUGACUCAGUCAACCACAGCUUAUCUUUUAUCAGCGACGGUAACGUGCUGGCUCUGCACAGGCUGCUGUGGAACAACCAGGAGAAGAUCGGCCAGUAUCUCUCCAGCAACAGGGACCACAAAGCUGUGGGCCGGCGGCCUUUCGACAAGAUGGCUACUCUCCUGGCCUACCUGGGCCCCCCUGAGCACAAACCGGUGGCCGAUACACACUGGUCCAGCCUAAAUCUCACCAGUUCAAAGUUUGAGGAAUUCAUGACCAGACACCAGGUUCAUGAGAAAGAGGAGUUCAAAGCGCUGAAAACCCUCAACAUUUUCUACCAGGCUGGCACCUCCAAGAACGGCAACCCUGUUUUCUACUACGUCACCCGCAGGUUCAAGACAGGGCAGAUAAAUGGGGACUUGCUUAUCUACCAUGUUCUUCUCACCCUCAAGCCCUACUAUGCCAAACCAUACGAGAUAGUAGUGGAUCUGACCCACGCAGGCCCCAGCAACCGUUUCAAGACGGACUUCCUUUCUAAAUGGUUUGUUGUCUUCCCGGGCUUUGCCUACGAGAACGUAGCAGCCAUCUACAUCUACAACUGCAACACAUGGGUGAGGGAGUACACCAAGUACCACGAGAGGCUGCUGACCGGCCUCAAGGGCAGUAAGAAGCUGCUUUUCAUCGAUUCUCCUGCCAGACUGGCUGAAUACAUAGAGCCGGACCAGCAGAAACUGCCCGCUGCCACACUCAGCUUGGAGGAGGACCUCAAAGUGUUCCACAAUGCCCUCAAACUGGCCCACAAAGACACUAAAGUGUCCAUCAAGGUGGGCUCCAAUGCCGUCCAGGUGACCUCGGCGGAGCGCACGCGAGUGCUGGGUCAGUCGGUCUUCCUCAACGACAUCUACUAUGCCUCUGAAAUCGAAGAGAUCUGCCUGGUGGACGAGAACCAGUUCACAUUGACCAUCGCCAACCAGGGCACGCCCCUCACCUUCAUGCACCAGGAGUGCGAAGCCAUUGUGCACUCCAUCAUUCACAUUCGCACGCGCUGGGAGCUCUCUCAGCCCGACUCCAUCCCCCAGCACACCAAGAUCAGGCCCAAAGAUGUGCCUGGCACCCUGCUUAACAUCGCGCUCCUCAACCUGGGCAGCUCUGACCCCAGCCUGAGGUCUGCAGCUUAUAAUCUCCUGUGUGCCUUAACCUGCACCUUUAACCUGAAGAUUGAGGGCCAGCUCCUGGAGACAUCGGGCCUGUGCAUCCCAGCCAAUAAUACCCUCUUCAUCGUCUCCAUCAGCAAGACGCUGGCAGCCAACGAGCCCCACCUCACACUGGAGUUCCUAGAGGAGUGCAUCUCUGGCUUCAGCAAGUCCAGUAUUGAGCUGAAGCACCUGUGUCUGGAGUACAUGACUCCUUGGCUGCUCAAUCUGGUUCGCUUCUGCAAGCACAACGAUGACGCUAAGCGCCAGCGGGUCACCGCCAUCCUCGACAAGCUCAUCACCAUGACCAUCAACGAGAAACAAAUGUACCCCUCAAUCCAGGCCAAGAUUUGGGGCAGCCUCGGCCAAAUCACAGAUCUGCUGGACGUCGUCUUGGACAGUUUCAUUAAGACGAGUGCUACAGGAGGACUUGGGUCCAUCAAGGCUGAGGUGAUGGCCGACACUGCUGUGGCGCUCGCCUCUGGCAACGUCAAACUGGUGUCUAGCAAGGUCAUUAUCCGCAUGUGCAAGAUCAUCGACAAGACGUGCCUUUCUCCCACGCCCACGCUGGAGCAGCAUCUCAUGUGGGACGACAUCGCCAUCCUGGCCCGCUACAUGCUCAUGCUCUCCUUCAACAACUCGCUGGACGUAGCGGCCCACCUGCCCUACCUCUUCCACGUGGUCACCCUGCUGGUGGCCACUGGGCCGUUGUCCCUCCGCGCCUCCACCCACGGCCUGGUCAUCAACAUCAUCCACUCGCUCUGCACGUGCUCGCAGCUCAACUUCAGCGAGGAGACCAAGCAGGUGUUGAGGCUGAGUCUGACUGAAUUCUCUCUGCCCAAGUUCUACCUGCUGUUCGGCAUCAGUAAAGUCAAAUCUGCGGCCGUCAUAGCCUUCCGCUCCAGCUACAGGGACCGCUCCUUCUCCCCAGGCUCGUACGAACGAGAGACCUUCGCCCUCUCCUCCCUGGAGACGGUCACUGAAGCCCUGCUGGAGAUCAUGGAAGCCUGCAUGAGGGACAUUCCAGGGUGUAAAUGGCUCGACCAGUGGACAGAACUAGCCCAGAAGUUUGCAUUCCAGUACAAUCCAUCGCUCCAGCCCAGGGCUUUAGUGGUGUUUGGCUGCAUCAGCAAGCGAGUGACCCAUGGUCAGAUCAAGCAGAUUAUCCGCAUCCUCAGCAAAGCAAUUCCCCUGCUCAGCAUUGACCGGGGCCUGGAGAGCUGUUUAAAGGGGCCGGAGAAUUACAACAGCCAGGUGCUGAUCGAGGCUACAGUCAUUGCUCUCACCAAACUACAACCCCUGCUGGCCAAGGACUCACCGAUGCACAAAGCUCUGUUCUGGGUGGCUAUAGCUGUGCUGCAGUUGGAUGAGGUGAACCUGUACUCUGCAGGCACAGCCCUGCUAGAGCAGAACCUACACACGCUGGAUAGCAUGCAUGUCUUCAAUGACAAGAGUCCUGAGGAGGUGUUUAUGGAGAUUCGUAAGCCUUUGGAGUGGCACUGCAAGCAGAUGGACCACUUUGUAGGUCUCAACUUCAACUCCAACUUCAACUUCGCUCUUGUGGGGCAUCUGCUUAAAGGCUACAGACACCCCUCCCCAACCACCGUUGCAAGGACGGUACGCAUCUUGCACACGCUUCUCGGCCUGGUGGGCAAGCACCUCAACUGUGACAAAUUUGAGGUGAACACGCAGAGCGUAGCCUAUUUAGCUGCCUUGCUCACUGUGUCAGAGGAAGUUCGCAGCCGCUGCAGCCUCAAACAUAGGAAGUCCCUCCUCCUCUCUGAUGUCAGCAUGGAGAAUGUUCCCAUGGACACGUACUCUGUGCACAACAACGACCCCAGCUGCAGAACUUUGCGAGAGAACCAGCCGUGGGCAUCUCCUAAAGUUUCAGAGCGAUAUCUGGUUGCCCACUACCCCACCGUGGGGCAGAUCAGCCCCCGGACGCGAAAGUCUAUGAGUCUGGACAUGGGCCAGCCAUCGCAGGCUAACACCAAAAAGCUCCUCGGCACGAGGAAGAGCUUUGACCACUUGAUAUCAGACACUAAAGCACCAAAGAGACCAGAGAUGGAGUCUGGCAUCACUACACCUCCCAAAAUGAGGAGAGUGGCUGAGAACGAUUAUGAAAUCGAGACCCAAAGAAUCUCACAGCACCACCACCUGAGGAAGGUUUCCGUCUCUGAGUCCAACGUGCUGCUGGACGAAGAAGUCCUCACUGACCCAAAGAUCCAGGCUCUUCUUCUGACCGUAUUGGCCACGCAGGUCAAAAACACGACUGAUGAAUUUGACCAGAGAAUCCUCUAUGAAUUCUUAGCUGAGGCCAGCGUUGUCUUUCCAAAGGUCUUUCCUGUCGUCCACAAUCUGCUGGACUCCAAGAUCAACACGCUGCUGUCGAUGUGUCAGGAUCCAGACCUGCUGAACCCUGUACACGGCAUUGUUCAGAGUGUGGUCUAUCAUGAGGAGUCACCGCCGCAGUACCAGCCCUCCUACCUACAGAGUUUCGGCUUUAAUGGACUCUGGAGAUUUGCUGGUCCUUUUUCAAAGCAAACCCAGAUUCCAGACUACGCCGAGCUGAUCGUGAAGUUUCUGGACGCUCUGAUUGACACCUAUCUGCCAGGUAUUGAUGAAGAGGGCAGCGAGGAGGCCCUGCGGACGCCCACCUCCCCCUACCCCCCUCCCACCCAGAGCCAGCUCAGCAUCACCGCCAACCUCAAUCUCUCCAACUCUAUGACCUCACUGGCAACCUCUCAGCACUCACCAGGUCCUGUAGUUUAUAGACGAUCCCCAACUUUGCCCCAGUUGAGGUCUUCGGAAGUGGUGCCCCAGAAAAUGCCAACCUCUCUGCCUUGCUGUAAGUCUGCUGUAUUCGCCUCGCCUCUCGGCCGGCCAGGCAUCGAUAAGGAGAACGUGGAGUUGUCCCCGACCACAGCUCUGUCCACCAGCGGCCGCACGCGCCACGGCUCGGCCAGCCAGGUCCAAAAGCAGCGCAGCGCCGGCAGCUUCAAGAGGCCCAGCAUCAAGAAGAUCGUAUGAAGACGGCGCCGCCUGGCGGCCUCCCAGCGCCGCUUCACGCCAUGCUGCAUUUCUACUCCCACACUCCUUACUUCUCCUCGUUCCUGUUUUCCUUUAUUUUCUCGUUCGUUUUCUGCCUCAUCUCCCUUUUCAGCCAUACUUGCCUGACGAUCAAUAAGGACAAGUUCUCUUGCGUUUGUGAACCAGUCAGUGUUCGGUGUGCCGACGGGACAGAGUCCAACAUGACCUUCUGUGUUUAUAACGGAACUUCUGAUCGAAUCUUUUUAUCGAAAACCACAGCUCUUUAUUUUUUAUUCCAAACCAGUUGUCGAAAGGAAGCACUGAAAUUCAUGAGUUUGUUUGUUUGUUUGUUUGUUUAGAUGUCCGGAGCGCAUUGGGAUGUUUUAUAAGCAUUAAUUUACUUUCUUUCUAUUUUUUAUUGAUCUAAAAGAAGAAAGUAUUAACCAAGUCACUUUUUCAUUUUUGUUUUGUUCAUUUCUGUUGAUUCCGUGUGCUUUUGUUUUAAUCUUGGCUCGUUUUUAUUUCCUUGUAUGUUCUGUUGUUAAAGCAGUAAGGUUUUUUUUUGUUGACAGGUUGAGAGACAAGGCAGGUCAUCGGGAACAAAUGCAUAGUUUUUAACACAGACACUUAAUCAAAGUGGCUUCAAAGGAAAAGAGUUCGUCUCUAAUAGCUUUUCUAUUACAGUUUGUAUAUUUCCAGCUCUGAUGACGCAUCAAUGUUGUCCAGCACCGAGUCAGCUGCAAUAUUGAUCGUCCCUAUUAAAGCCCCUUCUGGAGGCAGUCCUGUAGGUCAGGGGCUGUAAUGAUUCUGAUGCUCUUUGCGUCUGCAGAUGGUACUGAUUCCCCCAGUGUUACAGUACUGUUUCUGAGUAUGAGGCUCCACAGGAUUUCAAGCAUGCUCAAGCUUUUAGGAUGAACUGGUACCUUAUUAGUGAUAUUGAAGGAUAAUUGGUUCUCAAGGUUUUUCUCAACUUUCAUCCACAAAGUCAGAUGUUCACACAGAUGUCUUGUCCAUUGUGCCUUUUCUGUCAGUAGAAGAAUUUUUAACUACAUAUGCAUUUAUAUACAGGUAGCAUUGAUGCUACAAGAAUGGCACCAUUCCCGAAGAGUCUCAGAACUCUAAAUUAACAGUGAGCGUCCAUAGUACUAAGCGUGCACGCUGCUUAUUAAAGAGCUCUGAUUUUAUAAGUUCUCACAGGGCUACUGUUGACUAGUUAGAGCUCCAUUCUGUCCCACAAUACUGUUUUAAAAAUGUCUGGGGUGCUGCACUAAAUACUGACUUUCACUAGUGAAAGAAGCCCCCUCUGCAUUUUGUCAAACAUAAACCAUAAGGCAGUUUCUUUUUCCACCUAGUUUCACCAAUAUAUAGUAAAAUGCAAAAAUUUUGGCACCCCUGGUCAAUGUUCAUAGUGUAAAUAAGAGAACACACUUCUGCGCAGCGUAAUGCACAAUUAGUGCUUUUUUACUGAAUUUAACAUAUUGGGAAAAAAUAAUGAAACAUAAAUAUUCCAAACAUGUUAAACUCAGCAAAUAAAUGGAUUGAAGUUUGUUCCCUGUAGGGGAUGAUAUCGCUUUUAUUAUCAUCUCCAUUUUUUGUGAUUUUUACUUUUUUGCAUCAUUUGAGCUCAGCAGUCGUCCUUUACAUUGUGUGAAAAUUUCAUGAUGAUCGGACCGUUAGAAAUGCUCCAAAAGUGCUUAGGAUAAAAUCUCUUUCCAUUAACUUACUUUGAAAGUAAGGAACGUUUUUGCCCUCUCCUAAAGCUACUGUUUUGGAGAUCAUUUUUCUCUGGACAGCGAUGAUAUGCUAGCUUAUUUGCACUUAGAAAAUCAACAAAGCGCCAUUUGACCAGGGGUACUCAAACUUUUGCAGACAAGUGUAUAUACGAAUUGGAGUCUCGAUGACAAAAUACUGGCCUGUCUGAUCACAGUCGAGUUCAGUACAAGCAAUGAAGUGGUAGAGUCUACUCUCCACCCCAGACGGCUUUCCACUCUCUUGGAACCGUGUAACAAAUUACUUUAACGUUAAAUUUUAGGUCGACAAAAGCUCUUCAGACUGUUUUGAACAUAUUUUGAAUUCCACUGAUUUUCUCAAAAUUUCUGCAUAGUUUCAUCGUUGAGAUGUAAACAAAGCCCUUCAGAGUGGUUUGAUGUGAAAUGAUUAAUUGUAGAGAAACUUGUCAGCUCAGAUUUCUUCACAGCAAUGGUGAAAGGAAUGGCUACUAUAGCACAAAUGUUUUCAUUUUUCACACAAAUGUAUUCAUUUUCCUAGCUGUCCAAAAUGACCAGUAAACCUACACGAGUGUUCAGAGUUUUCAUAUGUAAUACUGAACAGUAAAAUAGUGGUAAAUCAGAAAACAUACUUUUUUUUUGUUUUUGUUUUUGUGGUCCAUUAGUGAGGAACUUGUUUUCUUUGGUCAGGCAUCAGGCAGUGCAUACAUUUUACUUCCCGUAAUGUAAUUUUUACAGGAGUUAAACUCUGCAGACAUCUGGUUCCUAUUACCACCACUGUGAGCAAUUCUGACUCUGUAUGUUUCCCUACACUGGCACUUUUCACGUUAAACCACCCUGAAUGACUGUUUAAAUCUGAUUGAGCUUUGCAGAAAUUGGAGAGUUGGUGGAAUCCCUGUUUAAUUCUUGUCCAUUGAUAUCUGUUGCACUGCCUACUAGGGCUGGGUGACUGCUGUGGUACUGACCGAAUUACCAUAGUGCAGGUUAUGGUCAUGACCGAAUUACCAUAGUGCAGAGGUGCUCAAUCCUAGUCCUGGAGAUCUGCCACCCUGGAGCGUUCAGAUCCAACGCACCCGGCUCAUAUAGUCAGAUGCCCCUGAUGGCCUUGAUUACCUAGAUCAGGGUUGGAGGGUGGUAGAUCUCCACGACCAGGAUUGGGCACCCAUGCCAUAGAGUAUCGAAACCUCCUGCCUUACAGUAUCAGCUUUCACCCCUAAGUAGUCAGGCUUGUCAGCAUAAGAUAAUAAGCAUGGUCCAAAAUCUGGACUCCUGAUUGGCUGUCCAAAUUACAUUGCGUAAUAUACCCAAUUCCAGCACCUCGGAAUCAUUUGUGGUUUAAACCACACUCACUUUCAGUUUACAGUGUAUUAGUGUGGAAGAAUUUAGAGCGAUACGCAGCCCUGUUGCCUACAAAACAUUUGUUCAAACACAUUUAACUUCAAAAAUAAGCGGUCAAUCACAUGAUGUCAAUCAUUUGAAUGUCUUUGGAUUAGAAAGGGAGGACUUGAAGACUGAUUCAGUAUUAGGAGACAACUAUUCGCCACCUAAACAAUCAGAAAGAUCAAAAGAAGUAGUUUGUGUCGGGGUUGUCUCACUCAGACGACCAGUAUUGAAAGUGCGGCCUGUAGCACUCAAGCAUUAUGGUACUGAGUAGGUUCUGUGGUCCAUUAGUGAGGAACUCAAGCCCUGUGAUUGUUUACAGUGAAUCUAUACUUGAAUUAGAAAGUUCCUCUAAUAGAGGAAUGCGAAGGGAAUUUCUGGUGAUUUUAACUGAUCAUGAGAACCAGAAGAGAUUGGAACUGAACCAAAGUUUAGGAAGUGCAAUAUAGUCCAAGUUUAUGAUGUCCACUCCUUCUGCAUCACGUUCUGGAAUAGUCGCUGAACAGAAAUGCUUUAGCAGGGAUGGUUGUUGGCUUCUCGAAUGGUGGUUUGUGGACCAAGCCUUGGUUUGCUGUGAGUUUGGGGAGGGAAUUUGGGAAUUUUACCCUUCCAACAUUCAAAUAUUAAGCCUUUCAAGGAUAUUGUGAUGUGAACUCAUGAACUGUCCCCCUCUACCACAGGAUAGCAUCUGCAAUCCUGGGCUGCCAGAGCUUUUUUCCAGAUAAGAAUGAAACUCGACAUGGGUAAAGGUUAAUCUUAAUGAGGUGGCAUUGCGAGAGAUUAGAGAACAUUGGAGAUUUAUUCCGUAUUAGGGCUUUUUUGUGCAUGCAUUCACUUUUUUGUAUAUGUUAGAUUACGUUCUGUUUUACUAAUCCACAGUGAGGUAAAUGCUGUUGUCAUUACUUGGCCUUAUAAUCCUCUUACCUUAAUUUAUAUAUUUUUCCGUACGACUGUAUUUACAUCAGGGCCAAUUAUGUUCAUGAAGCUUUAAUGUUCAGGUUUGGAUGAAAAUGGUAAACUUGGCUAGAAGAAUAAUCAGAGGGUGUUUUAAAAAAAAACACCAUCAUGAAUUAGAUGCCAAGCCUCGGCUUGACCAUGGAGACUUGUGAAGUGAGCAGACAAUGACUUGCCCUCAUCGUGGGAGGUUGUGUGUGUGUGUGUGUGUGUGUGUGUGUGUGUGUGUGUGUGUUUAGACCUAGACUUUCACUACACCCUAACUAGUUAAAUUCUCAUCCGCCGAGGUUAUGCAAAACUGAGAUUUCUGAACAUUUUUGUUUUUUGUUUUUCCCCUCAUUUUUUACGCAGUCAGCUUCACAUCUGUAAAUAAUUUUGUGUAAAAAAAAAAUGAAAAGGUAUAUUUACUACACUGUAAAUACAUGUGAUGAUAUAUUGUAUUAUUUUGCUUUUUGUAAAGCAGUUAAUUGCUGUACAUGUACAACAAACUAUGAAUUAUUGUUGUGUUGGUAAUGAAGCCAUCCAUCAUGUUCACGUUCGCAUUAACGUCGUUCAGCGUUGAGGAUAAACAGAUGGUUUAAAAAACUGAAGAUCUUAGACAACUGUGUACUCUAAACCCCAUUGUAUAAUAAAUUCCUGUUACCAUCUGAUUUCACAUUUACACAUUACACUAAUAAAGUAAAAUCUGUCCAG
This is a messenger RNA of Colossoma macropomum (tambaqui), 13360 nucleotides long. RefSeq names its product neurofibromin 1b (gene nf1b). The record is from RefSeq and is a predicted model, not a curated record. Bases 192 to 8606 code for a protein of 2804 amino acids. The transcript has 59 exons. Gene Ontology annotation, biological process: regulation of GTPase activity. Lineage: Eukaryota; Metazoa; Chordata; Actinopteri; Characiformes; Serrasalmidae.